Messenger RNA from Cyprinus carpio (common carp), 4944 nucleotides. RefSeq names its product coiled-coil and C2 domain-containing protein 1A. The record is from RefSeq and is a predicted model, not a curated record. Gene Ontology annotation, biological process: regulation of transcription by RNA polymerase II. Gene Ontology annotation, cellular component: nucleus. Gene Ontology annotation, molecular function: RNA polymerase II cis-regulatory region sequence-specific DNA binding; DNA-binding transcription repressor activity, RNA polymerase II-specific. Lineage: Eukaryota; Metazoa; Chordata; Actinopteri; Cypriniformes; Cyprinidae.
GGAACCCUGGCGAAAAGCAGGAAGUGCUGAAUCUAGAUUGACAGCGGUGCGGAUCUGUGUCUAUCUCUGUAUUAAUGACACUCUGGUGCAAAAACUUAAUCACAGGCAGCUUAUUCGUCUUAACGGAACAGAUAUUACCCACGUAACCCGCACUCGGAGGAACAUAUGAUCGAGGUUUGAGGGUCCUGUGGAGAAAAUGAGUCGAAGCCAGAAGCCCCCGCAGAAGGGCAAGGCCAAACAGAUGAGAUUGCUGUUGGAUUUGGCUCCUGAUGAUGAGCUGGAUGACUCUGGAGGAAAUGAUGACGAGCUGGAGGCAGAGCUUCUGGCAUUGAUGGGAGGGGGAGGAGGAGGAGGAGGGAGGGGCGGACCAGCGGCCAAGAGACCUGGAGGAAAAGCUCCAGUGCCCUUGGUGGACAUUGAGCACAUUGCAGCCCUUUGUAUGAAAGACCUGGACGAGGACGGAGAUGAUGGAGGUGAUUUGGAGAACGAUGCUGAUCUCUUGGCUGAGUUGAAUGAGGUACUGGAAGACGAUGAGGAGCAAGUGGUGAGGAAACCUCCUCCGUCACCAGUGCCUCCUCAACGCUCAAAUGCAGCGCCCGCAUCCCAGAAUGCACCUGCCAGCCUGGAGGCUCGCCUGCAAGAGCGCUUGGACAUGUACCAAACGGCCAUUACCAACGCCAAGGCUGCGGGGGAGACCAACAAAGUGCGGCGAUACGACCGCGGACUGAAGACUCUACAGUCUAUGUUGAUGACGGUUAAAAAGGGGAAACCCAUCGAUGAAGAUGAGAUUCCUCCUCCUGUCGCCACCGGUGGAAAACCCUCCACUGCUCCGCAGGCCGAGCCAAUCAGAGAGCCAGAAAAACCUGCUCCAGCAAACACGCUACCACAGACGGCUAACGUCAAGCCAAUGCAGGACACCCAGCCAGCCGCUACAUCCAAACCUCAGCUGCUACUGCCUCCAUCACAGAGAGCGACGGUCAUAACGCCCGAUACGCCAGCCAUAUCACCCCUCACACCCGGCCAGCCCAACACACAGCACUCAGAGCUCAAAGCGAGCAUUUUAAGCAGACAGAGAGAGUAUAAGCUGGCAGCCUUAAAGGCCAAGCAGAGCGGAAACACUGAUCAAGCCAAACAACUCUACCAAGUGUCCAAGAGACUGGACUCAGUGGUGGAGAGUGUUGACAGAGGGGAGUUUGUGGACAUCAGCUCACUGCCGCCCCCUCCUGGAGAGGUUGAAGAGCCGCGUUCUAACCCUCCUCAGCUGUCCGCUAAACCAGCCGCCCCUCCUGCUGCACCCACUGCUGCCCCAGACACAGCUCUCUCUGCUCCCCGGAGCGUCGCCGAGGCCUUACAGCAGCGCAUGGACAAAUAUAAAGAAGCUGCAGAGAGCGCCAAGAGCAAAGGAGACGACCGCAAAGCACGCAUGCACCAGCGCAUAAUCAAGCAAUAUCAAGACGCCAUUAAAGCUCAUAAAGCAGGACGGCCUGUGAAUUUGGCAGAACUUCCUGUUCCACCAGGUUGUCCUCCGCUGCAGGGCACUGAAGGCGGCCAGCAGAAUUUUAUGGGCGUCCUGGAGACAGCCAUGAAACUGGCCAAUCAGGACACAGAUGCCGACGCAGAUGAAGACGAGAAUCCGCAGAAGCCAUCAGCUCAGCCUGGAGUUCAGAAAUCCAGAGCUCCCGCUCCUCCGAAAGCCUCGUCCGCCGCAGGGAUGCCCACCAGCUCCACAAACGCCCCCAAACCAGGAGGGAAAGCCCAGCAGCAGCUGGAUUUCCUGACCAUGCGCAGGCAGCAGUUCGUGAAGGCCGCAUUGCGCUCUAAAGAGAUGAAGGACAUGCAGGGAGCCGCUCAGCACCUGAGAAACGCUAAAGGCCUUGAGCCCAUGAUCACUGCCGCCAAGGCUGGACUUCCUGUGGACAUCACCAAGGUGCCGGCCGCUCCGAUCCGUGAGGACGACUACAGACUGUCUCAUUCACGCUCGUCCGCUCUCUCUCCGCGCUCAUCUGAGCAGUACGCUCAACUCAUGGCGCAUCUCAAACAGCAGCACGAGAAAUGCCUCGCGUACUCGCAGCAGUACACUCAUAUGGGGAACGUAGCUGAAACUGCCAGGUUUGAGAAGCUGGCUGAGGAAUGCAUGAGUAAUAUUGAAGUGCUGAAGAAAGCUCACGCUAAAGGAAGUUCAGUUCCCAAAUUCCACACAGAGGAGCGCACCUUCAACUCUGUCAAGAUCUUUCCUAACCUGACGUCCAAUGACAUGGUGUUGACCAUCGUGAAAGGAAUCAACCUGCCUGCUCCUCCAGGAGUCUCAGCCAACGAUCUGGAUGCGAGUGUGCGCUUUGAGUUCCCGUUCCCCAGCGCAGAAGAAGCUCAGAAAGACAAAACCAGCUUUGUGAGAAACUCCAGCUGUCCAGAGUUUAAAGAGGAGUUCAAGCUGAACAUCAAGCGUGAUCACAGAGGCUUUAAGAGAGUGGUACAGGCCAAAGGCAUCAAGUUUGAGGUCAUACACAAAGGUGGUCUCUUCAAGACAGAUAAAGUGGUGGGAAGUGCUCAGCUGAAGCUGGAAGCUCUGGAGAACCAGUGUGAGAUCAGAGAGAUUAUAGACGUGUUGGACGGACGUAAGGCGACGGGAGGGAAGCUGGAGGUGCUUGUGAAGAUCCGUGAGCCGCUGGCCGGUGUUCAACUGCAACCGGUGACGGAGAAAUGGCUCGUCAUCGACCCGCUCACACCUUCUCCUGAGAAAGACCAAGACCAAGAGAAAGACAGAGAGCGAGAGAAAAGCAGGGGAAAGGAACGGCAGGCUUCUUCUCCAAGAUCCAAACCCAGAAACGAUCAUGACAAGAACUCUAAACCAAGCUCGUCUUCUCCGCAGUAUAAAAUGCACAGCUUCAGUCUGCUUCAUCAUGACAAACAGAGACUGGACCUGAAGAUCAAUGAUUAUAAGAAGAACGGACGAGACCCGUCAGAGCUGAUCAAGCAGCACAUGGACGUCUGUCAGCGACUGCAAUGGCAGAAAUCAUACCUGGAGAAACAUCCAGCAGCACUCACAGAAUAUGAAAAUGUGCUGCAGAAGUUUGUCCACGGGCUCUCGGAUUCAAUCAAACUGUUUUCCAGCCAAGGCAACAGGGAUGCAGCAAAAGAUGCACUCGGCCGACUGAAGAUGGUGGAGAACGAGCUGGAGUCCGUCAGGAAGAAGAGGGCUGUCAGACAGUAAAGGAAUGCGCUGAGUGACGUGACUGUCUGCUGGAAAACUCUUCACACUUCUGAAAUCAUGAGAAUAUAAGCGAAUCGUGACAGAUGUAACGGAGCUGCAGAGGGAAACACUACACCUUUCACAAUGCUGCACUUCAUUACUCUGUGGUCCAAUCCAUCAAAACAGUCCUCCUUUUUCUCUUUUGUAAGGACAGACAUCUGAAUGUUUUGAGGCAGAUCAAACUCAAAAAUACACAUCAAACAAACAUUAAAAGGGGGCUAUCUCAUAAAAACCCAUCAACAACAUGACUGGAUCACAUUUUUCUAGCCCCCAAAAAGAAAGAGAUUAGAAAUUAUAUUUAAACACGUUAUUUUAGGACCAUUAAGAUUUUUUUAUUUUUUUUGAAUUUGACAAUUAAGCACACUUAAACUGUAAUGUGAAAAAAAAUUAUAUAUUAUUGAAAUUUAAAAUAAGUAUACAGCAUAUUCAUUGUUGCUGUACUAAAUUUAUUUUUCAUUAAAAUUUUAAAUUAAUUGGAAAAUAUUUAUUUAAAAAAUUCUUCAAAUUUCAAACAGGAUUACAGGAAUAAGAACAUAAAUAUUCUGUUAAAACAUUUUGACUAUAAAAUGCAUUAUAGUAAUGAGAAUAAUGGAGGAAAAUUGUGCUUAAUUAUCAAUGCAAAUGGUCCUUAUAUAUAAUUAAUUAUUAUAUAUAAAUAUAAUAUAUAAUUUAUAUAAAUGUUAAGUAUAAGAUGAUUAUAUAUAUAUAUAUAUAUAUAUAUAUAUAUAUAUAUAUAAUUUUUUGUGAAAUAUUAAUUAGUGAUAUUCCCCCAUGCAAUCUAUAAAUACUUAAAAAAUAAGUAUACUUAUUGUUAUGUUACCGGAGAACAGAAUUAGAGACAGACCGUCAUUCAUUCCUCUGACAGUUUCAUGCAUGUAACUAGCACUACAAAAACUAAAUUGGUCUUUAUUUUAACCCAGUUUUUUUUUUUUUCCCUUUUCCUCCUAUCUGACAUCAUCAUCGUUCAUCCUAACCUCUCUUUCAUGUCUAAAUGCUGUUAAUCUGCAGUCUUUAUUGUAAUCUCCCUCCUCCAGCAUUCCCAGAUUAGGAUAAUGUCGCUGCACAACAGUGAUAUGGGAAUAAUCUCAGCACUCCAGGGAAGAUGUUCAAGUGUGUGUGUGUGAGUGUGUGUGUUAAAUGAAGGAGAUGCGGAUAAUAUCCCAUAAUCGUGGAUUAUCCGCACCCUGAUGCUUCAGCAGAGCGAGCGUGAGACCAGGUCGUCAGAGGAACUUGAACGGGGCUCAUUGUGCGGGUGUUUCGGGUGGGGGGUCCAUGUGUGCCUCUCUGUGUGUUUUGGAUCUGUUUAGUUUGAUAAGAUCAAGUGAGAGGUGGUGUGUCUGGGUGAUAACAUCAGUAUGUUUGUGACUGAAGAAGUUUUUGUGUGAGACAUGUGGCCAUUCAGAUGCUGAGAUCAGUAUGUUUCCAUGACAACCUCUUUAUCCGGCCCGCCAUCGUCUUUUAGGAUGCUGUCUGAACCCAAUCAUCCUUCAUCAUCCUCAUUCACUCUAGCAUGUACAGAUCAGGUUCAUAGGGUCUCCGCAUAUUGAAGGCCAUCACUGCUAAUGUAUUCAUGUAUAGACUGAUGUUAUGAUGAUGGCUGUAUUUUUUUAAAAGCUGCAUUAAUUUGUUAAUGUGUCUGCGGUGAAGAAUAUGAUGUCUGACAUAAUAAUUAAAAAGGAAAGCUGACCUGAAAA